This is a messenger RNA of Penicillium longicatenatum, 1926 nucleotides long. RefSeq names its product transcription factor domain-containing protein. The coding region runs from base 1 to 1926 and encodes 641 amino acids. Gene Ontology annotation, molecular function: zinc ion binding; DNA binding. Gene Ontology annotation, biological process: DNA-templated transcription. The transcript has 6 exons. NCBI's taxonomy places the organism in Eukaryota, Fungi, Ascomycota, Eurotiomycetes, Eurotiales, Aspergillaceae. The record is from RefSeq and is a predicted model, not a curated record.
AUGCUCCCGGUUGUGCGUUGCGACCGAUGCGAUCCAUGCGGUAAUUGUCAAGAUGCCGAUGUUGCAUGUACUCGGCAGCGGAAGGAAAGAAGCAGAAAAAAAUUAAACUCUCGCCUCGAGGUGAUCAGAGGCCGGGGCCAAUUACCGUGGAGUCCCAACCAAAAUACCCCAGAGCUUCAGCACGAAGCCCAGAAAGCAUCAUUCGAAAGGCAAGAAUUGCGAAAUGCCAUCUCGUAUAAUCCGUCCUUGGAAUUAGACGCGGCGCAAUUCUCUCGAACAAUCCCGUCAUUCGUUUCUCCGCUUCCACUUCUUGAUGCAAAAUUCGCUAUUCAAUUUCAGCUAGAUCAUCUGCCAGGCCUUGCCAUUAACCGGCGUGAGAUCUUGGAAUCCGCGUUGCGUCAUGCCGCUCAACUAUCAGACAGUUUCGAAGGGCAACUACAGGAACCCAGUGACGACAAUACCAGCAGUGGAGACGAAAUUCCUUCUCUCGAAUUAUUAAUGUGGAUCACGUCUGAAAUGAAAAGCGACAAGUUUGGGCCAUUUGUCAAAGACUAUUUCAGAUACAUCUCGGAAGAUACACUGAAGCGAAUGAGCAUUGAUCUUGUUCGUAAGAGGGUUCCAAAAUCUGAAUUUGCCAUUGGCUCCGUCUGUGUGAAUUCGAUGGGAUAUAAAUUCCUCACCAGUUUAAUGAGUCUUGAGACAGACCCUGAGGUCAUAUACGAGUAUCGACAAAAGGCACUACAGUACCGGGCAGCCGCGAAAAUGGCUCUCCAGAGAAUUCCACUUGUAGCUGCCCCAUCGCUGGGACUUCUCCAGGCGAUUCUCUCGGGGAUAUUCCUCCAUCAAGGAACUGGAGAUGUUACUUUCUGUUGGGAACUUACCAGAACUGCCUGCAGAGCUUGCGUUGACCUCGGUCUUGAUAUGACAUUUAGUGAAGGCAAUGCUCUAAGUGAAGAAGAGUUCUACUGCUUAGCCUGGUGUUAUAUGUUGGACAAAAAUUAUACCUUCAAGCUGGGACGAUCUGUGUCUCUGCUGAAUGCUGAUUUUGAAACGAACUGCUUCAAAUUACAGGUCAAUCGACACUCAAUAUCGGAGAACAUGUUAUUGAACAUUGAACUUGCCAAAAUUCAAGCAGUGGUCAUUCCAUAUCUGGGAAGCCGCUCAUUGGAAAUGCCAACCUCCAUCCCAUCCUUUCAUGAGGUUGGUGGACGUCUUUUGAUUCAGAUGAAUCAGAUACAAGCCAGAAUCGAAAAGGUCGCAUGCCCUUCGCGACUUUGGCAGGGCCUAAAUGCCCAGUCUGAAGUCUCCGCGCUCCAAUUUGCCUAUCAUUCUACCAGGACGAUGACUUUGAAUCUCCUCCAAAAUUGUCAUGAGCAAUCUCUCGGUGCCCAUAAUCUAUACCUACAAUCAGCUCGCCAAGGUUUGUCUUCACUCAUGUCAAUGUGUUUGUCCGCCGAGAAACAAAGCGCUGUGGCAUUUUUGCACUGGACUCUACUAUAUUAUCCUAUCAUGGCGUAUUUCGUGCUAUUCUGCAAUGUUGUCGCCACAUCAGAUACAAACGACUUUAACCUCAUGAAAGCUAUCGCCGAUUUAUUGUCCCACAGCGAAACAUCGAGCCGUCCAAUUAAGCAAAUAACGACCAUCUUUCAACAUUUUGUAUCCCUCUCCCAAGAAGUCUUUGAUUACGAGGCAACUGCAUUGGUCAAGGCCAGUAAUUCUCAACUGAAAUCUCAGACGCAUAUGACUCCGCAAUAUCCGAAUGCCAAUCCUUCCCAGUGGGGUUGUGAAGUUGCAGAAUCUGUGAUCACUCCGCCUCUACUGACUCAGGUCGAAGAUUACCCGGAAAUGAUUCCUCUUCCAAUGGAAGAUCUAUUCCCGCUCUUUACAGAAUCCUUCGAUCAUUUCACGCAAAGGGCUGGCCUAUAA